This is a messenger RNA of Spodoptera exigua (beet armyworm), 1338 nucleotides long. Lineage: Eukaryota; Metazoa; Arthropoda; Insecta; Lepidoptera; Noctuidae. The record is from the annotation of a GenBank genome assembly.
AUGUUUCACUUGGAUACAUACGCGGGCGAUGCUGUUGUUGGCAUCAGCGGUCCAAUGGACUAUAAAUACAUGAAAGUACUGCGUUUCGUUCUCCGCAUUAUAAGUGGUUGGCCUGGGAAGGCUCUUGGCGAGAAAACUCUAAAGAUUGAAGGAAUGGGCCAUGCGUACUACAACACUAUACUCUCGCUUAUUUAUUUGGCGUUAGGCAUAGCUUAUUUGAAGAAGAAUGCUCAUAGAUUCGGCUUUUUGGAACUUGGACAUUUAUAUAUAGUGCUACUUAUGAAUAUGCUGUCUACUUCACGAGCAUUUACUCUAUGCCUAUCGGAAAAAUAUCGAACCGUGGCAAAGAUAUUCAUACAGAAAGUUCAUCUGUUCUAUUUCAAGGAUAAUUCUGAGUAUGCAAUGAGCAUUAUACAAGAAGUAGCUGGUUGCGGGUUAAGCGCAAUGAGUCACCGCGGCCCCGGCCCAGACCAGAAGAAGGAACGGACGGAGAGGGGGUUAGUCAAAAAGAUCUCAGAACCAUCCAACUACGUUCGAAAAUUUCAGUCUAAUUCUCAACUUUCUCCAUCACCAUUUUUAAGGUACGGCACAAUGUUAUGUGGUAGCAGCGUGUCCAUGUUUGACCUGUUCCUCUGCCUCAUGAUCUUCAACCUCUGGGGACAUUUCAAAAUACUUAUUUACAAUCUGGACCACUUCCCCCGACCUGCGACAGAAGUGGUUGAUGCAGAGGGAGAAGAAAGAAGCGGAAGGAUCAUAGGGUCCGAGAUGUACUCGGAGAGCGAGUUGGAGGAGGUUUCUGUUAAGUUGAAGGAAUGUAUACAGUACCACAUGUUGAUUGUUGACUUCACAAACAACAUGUCGGAUGCAUUUGGAAUGGCCCUCUUCAUAUAUUACUCCUUCCAUCAAAUUACUGGUUGUCUACUCUUACUCGAGUGUUCUCAAAUGACGGCUGCAGCACUGUCUCGUUACUUACCACUGACCAUAAUUAUGUUUGGAGAGCUGGUCCUACUAUCAAUUAUUUUCGAAACUAUCGGCACAAUGAUCGGCAAACGAGCGGGAGGAUUACCUGAUGGUAAGCAAUCAGCGCCGCCCAUAAACUGGUGUCCAUAUCCCGCAACAACAGAGGACUUACGAAGUGAGAAAUUAAAAGAUGCAGUAUACAAAAUGCCAUGGGAGUACAUGGAUACUAAGAAUCGUAGGACUGUACUGAUAUUCUUAAUAAAAGUUCAGGAGCCUAUCCAUGUGAAGGCUGGAGGUUUAGUCGAUGUAGGCGUCACCACUAUGGCUUCGAUUCUGAAGACAUCUUUCUCAUAUUUCGCUUUCUUGCGCACGUUUUAA